Effrenium voratum is the source of this 1302-nucleotide messenger RNA. NCBI's taxonomy places the organism in Eukaryota, Dinophyceae, Suessiales, Symbiodiniaceae. The record is from the annotation of a GenBank genome assembly.
AUGGAGACAUGGCGCAAACAGCCCGCCGCAACUCGGCGCCUGCCCAGCCUGGAAGGCUGUUGCUGCCGCUUCCGCGUCCAGCGCCAUUGGCAGUGGCAGCAGAUGAUCGAGGAACCGCUUGGGGUACACGCCUUCUGCAACCAGUCGGGGCUGCCGCGCUUCCACGCGAUCUUCUGCCCCGAGCCUGGGGAGGAGGAGUUCCUGGGCUGCUUCGAGACGCCGGAAGCUGCGGCGAGCGCCUGGGACGCCCGCGCGCGGGAGGCGGAGUGGCCGGUGGCCAACUUCCCCCAGGACGAGGAGGAGUCUCAGACGCUGCUCCUGGACAAGUUCACCAUCUACCGCUCUCGGGGUUUCCCAUAUCCUCCAUCGGACACCGCCUGGCGCCAAGAGCAGCUGAAAGGCUUGCUCAAGGUGAACCUCACCGAGCUUUGGAGGUCUGAGGAGCAAGUGGACUAUGAGAACAGCGCAGAUGAUCUUUGCUGGUCCUUUCAUCCCCACGGCUUUGAAGUGUCGAAGACACGGCAUGUGUCCAAAGCGGGGCCCGUGCUGAAGCCAAGCGCCCUGGAGACCUUCGAAAGCAACGCCGGGCUGAUGAAGAGCCUUCGCACCUGCGUGGAGCGCUGCGGGGAUCCCAGCUGCUCGCCGAAGACUGUGCGGGAGGAGUGCAGGUUCCACGAUGACUCCAUGGUCUUCCAAGGGGGCGGCAGCUGGAUCGCCAACUUCCCAGCGCUGGUGGCCGCAGCGCUUUUCCGGCGAUUCGCGCCGGGCGGUGUGGUGUAUGACCCCUGCGCCGGCUGGGGCGGGCGCUUACUCGGGGCGCGUCUGGGGGGCGUGAAGAAAUACAUCGCCUGCGAGCCCAGCGCCCAGACCUUCGAUGGCCUCCAGGAGUUUGCCCAGCUCUUGGCACCUCUGGAUGUGGAGCUGCACCCCUGUGGCAGUGAGGACUUGGAUUUGACGGAGCAAGUGGACAUGGCCUUCACGUCGCCGCCCUACUUUAACACUGAGUGGUAUAGUGACGAGCAGACACAGAGCCACAUCCGCUUCCCCACUGUGGAGAAAUGGCGCGCUGGCUUCCUGCAGCCGACGCUCAGCAAGAUGGCGGCCGCUGUGCGCCCUGGAGGUCACCUCUUGCUCUCCGUCACCAAGCGCCGCUCCCAUCGCCGUGCUGGGCUUGAUCUGGAGGCGGAUGUCCAGCAGAUGGUCUCUGAACUCGGACUGGUCCAGGAGCCUACUUUGCGGAUGCAGCGGGCGGGCUCCGCCGAUGCGCGGCCCAUCUACGUGUGGCGGAAGAGGAAAACAUAG